AGUCCUGGUUUUCUUGCUGAGCAUGACACUACAUGGUAUGGACCGUGGUACCCCUUCGGUCAGCUCGGGGCAGCUGUCUCUGCUGUGUCCCCUCCCAGCCAGCUCGCUGGGGCAGCAGAGUGAGAAACAGAGAAGACCUUGGUUCUGCAUAAGCACUGCUCAGCAGUAGCUAAACAUUGGUGUGCUACCAACGCUGAAAACAGCACUGUGCAGGCUGCGAUGACAAAAAAAUUACCUGUAUCCCAGCCAGGCCCAGUACAGAAACCCUUCUGUGCCCGCUCACAAUUCUUAUUCCUAUGAGAAACCCAUGAAAAAUAGGGCAUUUGACUUAUCGGGGAGAAAUGUGAAAACACUCCCGAUCUCUGGCUGGCAUCUUGCUUUACUUGCAUGACCUAGAAAGUCCACACAAGUCUACGCAGUUUCUUCUGCACCUUGGGAAAGGGCUCUCUUGCCUCAAUUUCCAAGGAGAAACUCCCAAAAGCAGCACCAUAGAGGUAUUCCUAAACCUCGCUAACUGAGAGCCCCCGGCAGCAAAUUCUGCUGACUAACACCGGGCCCGACUCACCCUCCCUAGGACGAAAACUGUAGAUUAAGGGACGCCUGGAAAAUAGGACACGAAAAAGAAGUUCCAGGUGUUCAAAGCUACAUUCAUAUUAUUAUGUCAGCCCAACAGUAUAAGAACACAAGGCUGCCAGAUUAAACACAGAAAUCACAUCAGUUUUUCCCUCGUUGCAUGUUUCUGCCGUGCAGACCUCAUCAAGGUCUGGCCCUGCCAGCUGGACGUCCCCAGCUCCCCGUCAGCCGUAUGAUGCAACAGCCCAUACGACAGGCGCCCGGAGCUCUAUGACGUCACCGGGCAUCUCCGUGACGAGCCGAGGCCUCUCCCCAAGGCCACAUGGCAGCCGAGACCGCAACCUCUCCUGUGUGAUCGCUGCCUGCCGUCGCUCUCGCCGUGCUCUGCGACCGAGAGCUGCAGCGGCCGACAAGCUCAUCCGCACCCAGUCCGAUGGCCAAGGCGGAGAAAGGCUCGGUAGCCACCUCCGACAUGGACGGAGCCUGGGUGGGCACCUGGAGACCUCAUCGCCCACGCAGCCCCAUCAUGGCCCAGUUCACCAGCCCGGGACCCAAGUACUCGAUCCCCGGGACAACAGGUUACCUGGUUCACAAUCCCACCAAAACCAAAGCCCCUGCGUACACUUUUCAAAGGGCCAAACCUCCCGGCACAGACUGUUGCUCUCCGGGCCCUCGGUACUACGUCCAGCCCUCCAUCACCAGGAACGGGAAGUACGUGGCUCCGGCACAGCACAUGGGCGGACUUCCCAAGAUAACGGCCGAGGUCACCCCUGGACCAAGUGACUACUCCACCGACAAGGCCAAUCAACACCUCUACAAAUGCGCACCGGCGCCGUCCAUGGCCUUCCGGCACAAGGCCGUCAAAACCAACGAAACUCCAGGUCCUGGCACCUACACCCUGCCCAGGCUGGUGGGACCCAACACAGCCUACACCCACGCCAGCCCCUGCUACUCCAUGAAAGGGAAGAGUAAGCACAACGGCUUUGCUGAAGACCUCGCCAAGACGCCAGGUCCUGCUGCAUUCCCCAAGGUGGAAGUGGACACCUACAAAAAAAAGGCUCCCAUGUACAGGAUGGGAAGCAAAAGUGGAAUUGGAGGCGACAAAACAGUGAAGCCAGGACCGGCAGACUACUGCCCGGGCAAGGUAAGGCAGCCUGCCCAAAUCUGCUCCCCUGCUUUGCAACAACCAGCCCUUAAGCAUCUCCCCCUUCCAACGGGGCUUCUCAGAACUCCAGACCACCUUACUGGAGUGACAAACCGCAGGACAGCGCAGGACGUCUCCAGGUGGUUCCCUGCUACACCCCCCCACCAUGGAGAUGCCUACUGGUCACCGUGUCUCCUUGUCACCAUCACCAGCACUGUGUCACCAUCUCCGGCACCAUGGCACCAUCACAGUCACCGUGUAACCAUCACUGUGUCACUGUCACCAUCACCAUCGCUGUGUCACUGUCACCAUGUCAUCAUCACCAUCGCUGUGUCACCGUCACCAUGUCACCAUCGCAAUGUCACCGACCCCACCAUGCGUCUCAACACCCCCGACCCCCGUUGA
Molecule: messenger RNA, 2122 nt
Organism: Harpia harpyja (harpy eagle)
Lineage: Eukaryota; Metazoa; Chordata; Aves; Accipitriformes; Accipitridae
Product: outer dense fiber protein 3-like
Exons: 8
Coding region: 1007-2122 (371 amino acids)
Cellular component (GO): cytoskeleton
Source: RefSeq, a predicted model, not a curated record